Messenger RNA from Equus quagga, 2813 nucleotides. It is a transcript of the gene EPS8L1, whose product is annotated as EPS8 like 1. NCBI's taxonomy places the organism in Eukaryota, Metazoa, Chordata, Mammalia, Perissodactyla, Equidae. Gene Ontology annotation, cellular component: vesicle; plasma membrane; ruffle membrane. The transcript is spliced from 20 exons. The record is from RefSeq and is a predicted model, not a curated record. Gene Ontology annotation, biological process: regulation of Rho protein signal transduction; positive regulation of ruffle assembly; Rho protein signal transduction. Gene Ontology annotation, molecular function: actin binding. Bases 345 to 2498 code for a protein of 717 amino acids.
CCCAGCUUCAAAGCCCACCCUUCCACAUCGACCACCCCACUCUUGGACUGUGAACCAGUGGAAAUCAAACCCCCGACUUCCAGACGUGCUAAGAGAACUGGAAGGGCGUACCUAACACCGAGCUUUCGAUUCUGGAUUCUGAUGUGUGAACAAGGGUGACAUCAAAUUACUGUUGCUGUUAUGGUUCAAGCGUUGUCAUGAGGGAGACGAUCGUGGCCCCUGAGGUCGUCCCCAGCUGUCCCCAACCCCACUUGGGCCUUCCUGCCAGCCCCACCCAGGGGCCACCCCGGAGGUGACGGUGCCAGGGCACCUCCAGGUGGCAGAGCUCCCCCAUUCUCGGCACCAUGAGCACCACCACCACUGGCCCAGAAGCUGCCCCCAAACCGAGUGCCAAGUCUAUCUAUGAGCAGAGGAAGCGUUACUCCACUGUGGUUAUGGCUGACGUUUCCCAGUAUCCCGUCAACCACCUGGUGACGUUCUGCCUGGGUGAGGAGGAUGGCGUGCACACAGUGGAGGACGCCUCGCGGAAGCUGGCCGUCAUGGACAGCCAGGGCCGCGUCUGGGCCCAGGAGAUGAUGCUGCGCGUGUCUCCGGACCACGUCACGCUGCUCGACCCCCUCUCCAAGGAGGAGCUGGAGUCGUACCCGCUGGGCGCCAUCGUGCGCUGCGACGCGGUGCUGCCGCCCGGCCGGAGCCGCUCGCUGCUGCUGCUCGUGUGCCAGGAGCCCGAGCGCGCGCAGCCCGACGUGCACUUCUUCCAGGGCCUGCGUCUCGGGGCGGAGCUGAUCCGGGAGGACAUCCAGGGAGCCCUGCACAACUAUCGCUCCGGCCGCGGGGAGCGCCGGGCGGCGGCGCUCAGGGCCACGCAAGAGGAGCUGCAGCGCCGCCCCUCGCCGGCCGCCGAGACCCCGCCCCUGCAGCGCCGCCCGUCGGUCCGCGCGAUGAUCAGCACGGCGGAGUCGGGCGCGGGCCGCGGGCCACCCCAGGUGGAGCCCAUCCCUGAGGCGGAGGAGGCGCGGAGACCCGGCGGGGCGGCGACCUCUAGUGGCGCUGACCCAGCCUCCCCGGACCUGGGCCCCCGCGGCCCGGACCUGGCCAGUCUGCAGGCGGAGCGGGAUGUGGACAUCCUGAACCACGUGUUCGACGACGUGGAGAGCUUCGUCUCGAAGCUGCAGAAGUCUGCAGAAGCUGCCCGAGUUCUGGAGCACCGCGAGCGCGGCCGCAGGACCCGGCGCCGGGAGGCCGGGGAGGGCCUCCUGACGCUGCGGGCCAAGCCGCCCUCGGAGGCUGAGUACACCGACGUGCUUCAGAAAAUCAAGUACGCCUUCAGCCUGCUGGCCCGGCUGCGCGGCAACAUCGCCAACCCCUCCUCCCCGGAGCUGCUGCACUUCCUAUUCGGACCUCUGCAAAUGAUUGUGGACACGACAGGAGGCCCCCAGUUCGCGAGCGGCGUGCGGCGGCCGCACCUGACGUCUGAGGCCGUGGCGCUGCUGCACGACAAUGUCACCCCACGAGAAAAUGCGCUCUGGACCUCGCUGGGGGACUCCUGGACCAGCCCGGGGCUGGAGCUGCCCCCGGAGGAGGGACCCCCAUACAGCCCCAACUUCUACAGCGGCUGGGAACCCCCAGCUACUGACCCACAGGGCCGCGCCUGGGAGGACCCAGUAGAGAAACAGCUACAGCAUGAGCGGCGGCGCCGGCAGCAAAGCGCCCCCCAGGUCGCUGUCAAUGGUCACCAAGAGCCGGAGCCAGAAGCUGAACCCCAGCCGGAGCCAGAGCCGGCAGGGAAGUGGGUCCUAUGUAAUUACGACUUCCAGGGCCGCAACAGCAGCGAGCUGUCUGUCAAGCAGCGGGACGUGCUGGAGGUCCUGGAUGACAGGCGCAAGUGGUGGAAGGUUCGGGACCCGCAGGGGCAGGAGGGAUACGUACCGUAUAAUAUUCUGACACCCCACCCCGGGCCCCCGGGGGUCUGCAGCCAAAGCCCAGCCCGCAGCCUGGAGAGUAGCACUCCCCCUCCACCAGCCCAGGCUCUGGCUCCUGCACCGGCUCGGCCCCGCUGGGACAGCUGCGAUAGCCUCAACAACUUGGACCCCAGAGAGAAAGAGAAAUUCUCCCAGAUGCUCAGUGUCAACGAGGAGCUGCAGGCGCGCCUGGCCCAGGGCCGCUCCAGCCCCAGUCGUGCAGCCUCGGGGCCCCGCGCCCCGGAGCCGCAGCUCAGCCCGCGCUCCGGAGCCUCGGAGGUCCGCGCCUGGUUACAAGCCAAGGGCUUUAGCUCCGGGACCGUGGACGCGCUGGGCGUGCUGACCGGCGCGCAGCUUUUCUCGCUGCAGAAGGAGGAGCUGCGGGCGGUGAGCCCCGAGGAAGGGGCGCGGGUGUACAGCCAGGUCACGGUGCAGCGCGCGCUGCUGGAGGACAAAGAGAAAGUGUCAGAACUGGAGGCGGCGAUGGAGAAGCAAAAGAAGAAGGUGGAAGGCGAGAUGGAAACGGAGGUUAUUUGACCCUUCCCGGCUCUCGGCCAGCAGUUUCGAGGCAGCCCCGUGGAAGCACGGACUCUACAGACUGCCCCCACCAAUGGAAGUAGACCCCUCGAAGGAUCACUGACCCCUUCCGGCCCUGGUCUUCCCCGUCUAGGGGAUAAAUUGGCCCGUCCUUACUGGAGUCUCCUCAGCGAGCGCUCGUGGGCUGGAGCGGGGAGGGCGGCGGGGCGUAGAGACAAUUUAGGGGAAGCGCUAUAGGCGCGCCCCGGGAGAGGGCGCACCCGGGAACCCUGUGCAUUCAGAUAUGCUGCCCAGUCUAUAAACAGCCUCUUCUUA